GCGACUCAAUCCGAUAGUAUAUCGAUAAGCCAUUUGGUCUGUCACCUUGCACAUCACUUUUGUCAACAAACUACAACAAAGUUCUUUUUAUGAAAACAAAUAAAUUUUGGGCCGUUAUAAGCGAUGGGCAAGCUAAGAUUUUUUGGUGACUAAAGGUGGAUUCUAAUAUCCAUCGUUUGCCCACAGUUUGCAAUGAGUAAGCAAAAGUAUACGGAUUUACUGAGGGAUGACGAUCCACUUUUGUCCCAUGAUGAGUUACUGGAGGUCGGAAUUGCGGAGCUGCAACUUAAACUGGAUAAAAUCUUGGACAAUCAAAAUGAAAUCCUAGCGCGCCUUUGCCAGGUGGCUCACAGCAGGGCGAACGGCGAAUUUUACAAGGUGGAACAAGACUAUUUCCCGGUUACGGAUCCUGAAGAACUGUCAAAUCUCGACGAAAAUCUUUCCAAGCCGGGCAAUAUAUAUACAAACCUAAUUCACCGCAUUCUAAGACCAGAGGGAAGAAUAGAACCCCUAAAAAAGAAUUUCUCAAAAAUGUUCGAGUACGAUAUUCUAAUGGCGUACAACUACGAUGGUGUGAGCACUAAACAGUCCUUUAAACAGUACAAAAACAUAAAUAAAACGAUUUUCGGGAUCUUAAAAACGGAUGGAUACACCCAAGCGGACUACGUUGCCGAUAUAAGAGCUGCCUUUCACACGUUAAAGCGUCGAUAUCACAAAAGAAACCAUGAUUUAAGGAGGCGAAUUAAACGGACCCAAAAAGGACAGCCGGAGUCUGACUGGGAGUAACUGAUAUAUAGAAUUUAAUGUUGUUUUAUAUCAGGCGCGCAAACAAUUCAUUUAUUUGCAAAGUUUAUCUCAACGAAAGGAAUGAAAAGCCAAACUGGUUUUUGGCUUUCUUUUGUAAGUUCUGUUCUUUCCAUUUUAAUGAGGUUAUUUUUGGCUUACAUAGCACCUCAAAACGCCAGACUUUCAAACCGUAACGUUCUGGUCGACAUCCCCUUGAAAAAAUACGGAUCAAUGAUUUCACCACUCAAUAAGGCUAAGCUUGUUUUAAAAAAUUAAGAAUUACUAUUAAUUAUAACUAUUUAUGUGAUUUACUUCUUUAUAUACCCUUGCAAAAGGUGUUAUAAUUUUAGUCAAAAGUGACAAGACAAUUCCGACUCUAUAAAGAAAAUAUAUUGUUUAUUAGAAUCAACAAUAAAAUCGAUCUAGCAAUGUCCGUCAGAUCGUCCGUUGGUUUCUACGCAAACUAGUUUUUUAAUUUUUAAAGCUACUUGUAUGAAACUUUCUCAAAGUCUUCUUUCUUUAUCAAGUAGUAAAUAUGUCGGAACGGACCGGAUCGGAUGACUAUAACAUAUAGCUUCUAUAAGAACGAUCGUUAAAUGUAUCGCAAAAAAAUUGGUUUUAAGUUAACUUUUGUAAAAUGGAAAAGUUCUUAGAGAACAUUGUUCGUAAAACAAUUAUUUUGUUUAUUUUUCUUUGGGACUUGCUAGGGUACAAAUUAUCAACUUGCUUAUUAGACACAUCUUAAUAUAGAAAACUAAAGGCAAUUAUAGUUUUACUGUACCUUGGGUACUUUUGUUUCUAGCUUUAAAAAGCUUUUACAA
This is a messenger RNA of Drosophila rhopaloa, 1607 nucleotides long. RefSeq lists its product as uncharacterized. The coding region runs from base 193 to 786 and encodes 197 amino acids. The record is from RefSeq and is a predicted model, not a curated record. The transcript is spliced from 3 exons. Lineage: Eukaryota; Metazoa; Arthropoda; Insecta; Diptera; Drosophilidae.